UUUCCAUGGCAACAAUGUUAGCUUUCUAUGAAGAAGGCGAGGCUACCAAGCAACAAGAAUGACAACAAAAAUAUAUUAUUAAAAGAACAACAAAUAAAAUAAAAUUAAUUUUAAAUGAGUUCGAUCUUUUAUCAACCUAAGAUGAAUGAGGAUAAUAAAUUACUACCUGGUGAUGUACAAAAAUAAAGAAAAAUGCAAAAGGUUUAGCUGAAUAUACAGAAUGAUGGAACCUUACUUCGAUAAUUCCACAGCCAUUUCUGAACUAAGCAUACACAAUGCUCCUCAACUACGCUGUAAUGGAGAAAAAUUUACCACAUGUGGAAAAUGUGAAUCUUGUGAGCUUGGUAGCCAACUUCUUUACACGAAAGAAUGGUUUCCACGCUGCUCUGAACAGACACAAAGACAAUUCGUAUUAGGAUUGGUUCAUAGAUAUAACUCCAUAGAUCUACACGAGUACACAAAUCAUUUACUAAACACCUUAGAAGGAAAAGAUUUUAUUUAUUCGAGGUCAAGAAAUAGACCAAGUUUAAAGGAAGAUAUGUCUGGCGCGGUUUCAAACCAUGCUCUCAACAGGAGCCAGUUAAAGAAAGAUAUUUUAGACUGUUUGAAUUGGUUUGAAUCAAGUUCUUAUUGGACCAAAUGUAACUUUAUGUUAGGUCUUUUGCAGUCAUGUAAUGCACAAUUAUUGCAUAUUAUUGGCAAUGAAUCACGAAGCUUUUGCCUGGUUCAUGAUGAUCAAUAUCUAUCUGAGACAGAAAGCAAAUAUGUUGAAGAUAUAGAUGAAAGCAGUAACCAAAAUGAUGGGACAUCAUUAAAAGUGACAUUCAGUUCAAUCUAUAAAACCUCAUCAAAUCCUCCUACUCCUGAUGUGACAUUGAACAGACCAAAACAGAAAGCUGCAAGCCUUGCUUCAUCUGAUGUCAAAACAAAACUUUCUCAGGUUGAAGGAUCAAUUCUGACAUCUCUGAGAGGCACUAGACCUGCAUCUGGUUCAGUAAAAAACAGAAAUUUAAAUACCUGUGAUGAUGUAUUAACAGAUUUACCCAAUGAUGAAUUAUAUGAAGAUGAUUACAUCUCUGUUGAGCCAUCAAGUAUAACAGACUUGCAACUGUCAUCAUCUUGUCUUUUACUGCUGCACCACAAGGACUUCAUACGUUGUCUUCCAGUGCAUCUCUCAAAACUGAUUCUCAGCUACUUAGACAAAGCAAGUUUGAUCAACUGUUUGUGCAUCAGUAAACAUUGGCGGAUAUUAUGUGAAGAGGUUCAGCAAGACGUGUUUGUGCAUCAAAUCAUGAUGGAAGAAGUUAUGAUGAUGCAGGGUGCAACAGCCAAAGGUCUGAGUCCAAAAUAUGCUAUGAAGUUGAAUGUUUGCAUUCCAAUGCACAAGGAUGAGUCACAAAAUGAAGAAGUUCUUGCUCAUUCAUUCUCAAUGUUAAGAUGCCGGGAAGAUGAGCUGCAAUUCAGGAGCAUGUCUUACUGCUAUGAAGGAAUUGAAACAGUGAAAGUAGAAAUGGAAGAAAGAAAUUUAUUUUGUGGGGCAUAUAAUGUGUUUGUAUUACAAGAUUCAGAAGAUCCUAACAGAUGUACAACAUACAACGGAGGAAGUAUGGUGGCAGUUGGGUCAUCUGAUCGAAGAGUACGGCUUGUAAAUGCCAGUACAGGACGAACUGAAAAGAUUAUCAAAGGUCAUUCAGGAUCUGUGAGAAGCUUGCUUAUUAAUGAAAAACGUGGUUUUGUUUUGAGUGGAAGCUAUGAUACUUCAAUCAGGUGUUGGGGUAUCCGUGAUGGAAAAUGUAGCUGCAUAUUUCGAGGCCACAAAGGAACAAUUUUGUGUCUUGCACUAUCUGGUAAUAGUCUAGCUUCUGGCUCAAGAGACAAAAGUGUGAAAGUUUGGAACUUUGAGACAGGAAAAUGUAGACGAACAUUUAGACAUAGACAUGUAGUUCUUUGUGUAGAUAUAUCUGAUAAUCUUGUUGUCAGUGGUUGUGAAGGAUGGAAAGUUAAAGUUUGGGACAUUGAGUCAGCAACUUUAGUCAAGAGUCUUGAGGGACAUCAGGCUCCAGUCAGUGGAGUGACAUUUAAUAAGUAUCAUAUUGUUAGCGCAAGUACUGACUGCUAUGCACUAGCCUGGAGUACAAUUGGCAAUCACACAAAGUGUCUGCAGGCAUUCCGACAUCCCAAAGCUGUUGAUUGUAUCAAAUUAGUCUAUUGUCGAGUCAUCACAGGGGCAGCUGAUGGCAAGUUAAGAAUCUGGAGUCUCCUGACUGGUGACUGUUUACGCAUUAUCCGUGGAAAUAGCAAGAAUGAUGUUAUCACCAGCUUGUAUGUCGCAGAUAACAGAAUUGUGAUAAACACUCUUAGUAACCUUCUGGUGUUGAAUUUUGAGGCAGUCAUUUGGAAUUACAAUCUUCCUCCUGAUCGUCCAGAGUCAUUAGGAACACUUAAUAACUUUGCAAGUUCUCCAGCUCAGCCUAGGCCUCAUUCAUACAUUCGAGCCCAAAAACUAGCACGAGGUGCACACAUGGAUAAACUCAUUCAACGUGCUGCUUCUACACCCUCAUUCAACACACUGCUUGAAAGAUCCGUGAGCAUGACACCAUUCAGUUUACAGCGGAAGUCACGUGUAUCAAGUGCACCUGUCAAUGUGACAAGGCAGGUCUCUCAUAGUAUUGAACAGCAUGUGUUAAGAUUACAUCAAGCUAGGCAGCAUACUGGUAACAAGGUUGAGCGUCAGGUUAAAUCACGCCCUCAAUCAUCACCAGCCCAUCUAAGAACAUAUGCCAACAAAACAACAAAUAACUCAAGUGUCCUGCCAUUGGAAGGUUGUUUCUUUGAUAAAGAAAGAAUGAGAACUCCAGGACAUAGUUUGGGUAGCAGGCUAAGUCACCAUAACACAAGAAGACAUUAUACAGCAGCGACAGAAUUCAAUAGCAAACAUCAUGGUUGGACAACGUCUGCUGAUGACGUUGUGUUGGCUCAAAAUAAACUAAUGCCAACAGCAGAACAAACAAGGGAACAUGUGAAACGAAGACCACAGACUGCUGACUUCGUCAAAGUGAAAAAUGUGGACUCUACAAUGCACCAAACUUCAAGUAUGAUUCCACAAACAACUUCAGGUUUAAAUCUUCGAACAUACAGUGAACAGUUAGAAGCAAAGGCCACAAAUCAAACAGGCUGGCCAAGGAAAAAACAUACAAUUAACAAGACAAAACGACCUUUGUCCUGUUUCACAUGAUGUACAUAUUAAAAUAGUCUAAUUUUAGAGCUAAUCUGGUGUAGGAUGAACAUUAAUAAUGUGAUUUUGUAUGUUUAAUUGUUUU
Molecule: messenger RNA, 3320 nt
Organism: Dendronephthya gigantea
Lineage: Eukaryota; Metazoa; Cnidaria; Anthozoa; Malacalcyonacea; Nephtheidae
Product: CMT1A duplicated region transcript 1 protein-like
Exons: 12
Coding region: 221-3235 (1004 amino acids)
Molecular function (GO): protein binding
Source: RefSeq, a predicted model, not a curated record